Molecule: messenger RNA, 1026 nt
Organism: Prunus dulcis (almond)
Lineage: Eukaryota; Viridiplantae; Streptophyta; Magnoliopsida; Rosales; Rosaceae
Product: rust resistance kinase Lr10-like
Exons: 1
Biological process (GO): protein phosphorylation
Molecular function (GO): ATP binding; protein kinase activity
Source: RefSeq, a predicted model, not a curated record
AUAGAGGAAAAGGAGAAUCAAAUAAAGGUUGAAAAGUUUCUAAAUGAUCACAAAUCUCAUGUACCAACAAGAUACUCUUAUGCUGAUAUAAAGAAGAUUACAAAUGGAUUUAAGAAGAAGUUAGGGGAAGGGGGUUUUGGAAGCGUUUUCAGGGGAAAGCUUCCCAAUGGAGUUCCAGUUGCCGUAAAAGUCCUCAGUGAUUCUAAGGGAAAUGGGGAUGAUUUUGUUAACGAAGUGGGAACUAUUGGCAGAAUUCACCAUGUUAACGUGGUUCGUCUACUUGGGUUUUCUGCUGAAGCAGGCAAGCGUGCAGUUAUUUAUGAGCUCAUGCCAAACAGGUCCCUGGAGAAGUUCAUCUCGUCUAAAGAUCAAUCUAAUAAUGCUUUGUUCGAUUGGGAGAAACUUGACAACAUUGUCAAAGGUAUAGCAAAGGGAAUUGAGUAUCUUCACCAAGGGUGUGAACAGAGGAUCCUCCACUUCGACAUCAAGCCUCAUAACAUCUUGCUAGACCAUGACUUCAAUCCAAAGAUCUCUGAUUUUGGUGUGGCUAAACUGUGUUCCAAGGAAGACAGCAUUAUAUCUAUGACUGCCGCUAGAGGCACAGUAGGCUACAUUGCACCAGAAGUGUUCAAUGGGAACUUUGGAAGCGUGUCCCACAAGUCAGAUGUGUAUAGUUUUGGGAUGCUAGUGCUUGAAAUUGUUGGAGCUAGGAAGGAAGCUGCUCUUACAUCUGGCAUCACAAAUGAGGCCUACUUUCCAGAAUUGAUUUAUAAAUGUCUCAUUCAAGGAGAAGCACUGGGUUUGGAGCUAAUAAACACGGAUGAGGAUGCUGAGAUUGCUAAGAAGCUGGUGAUUGUUGCACUUUGGUGCAUCCAGUGGUACCCGGUGAAUCGGCCUUCCAUGAAAGCAGUUGUUAGAAUGCUAGAAGGAGCCUCUGAAAACCUGAUCAUGCCGCCGAAUCCGUUCGCAUCGGCAACAAGUACUCAGAGUCAGACAGAGCAACCAAAAACAACAGAGUCAAGUUAA